AUGGCUAACGGGCUGAAAACUUACCGGGAGCUGAGCUUGGCACAGGUGGAGAGAGAGCUUCUCAGUGCAGAAGCUUAUCUAGCCGCUAGCGCAGGGAAGCCCUAUUCCGUAUCUAAAACAUCCCGGAAGGAUGAAACCACGGGACUGACGCCAGAUGACACAUCCUCUCGAUGGGGUUCGCAUGGUCGUCCAUUUCUUUCGGAAGAGCGGCGACGCGAAAUUUUGGCCAAAUUGUCAUCUGAGCGCAAAUCUGCUCUACAAAAACUUCGUGUCGCUCCCAUUAAUGGGGUUGAGGCCGAGCUGCAAAGCUGGACCUUGGGCGAAGCAGUGCACGAGACAGCAGAAGAGCGUAUUAAUGAUAUGCUGACUGAUAGAGCGCCGAAAGAUAGCUUAAAGCAUGACGUCGCUUCAAGUAUCCACAAUUUGCAGAGAGGAAUCUAUGAUAAAAAAAACCACGAUAAACAAUCCGUCUUAUCAAGCGCACAGUGCAACUAUGAUGACAUCUACUGUCGAUCCAAAUUAAAUUUUGAUCAUCCUUUUGUGAUAAAAAAUGCACAACAAUUAUCGGAUUUUUCAUCGGCAACGUCCUCGGCUCUUUUGUCAGUAUCGUUGCCUAAAACCAAGCGCGUUGUAGACGAAUCAGCAAUGUCUUUACACAUGGAAGGGAUAAAUGAGAUGUCACUACCAAGCAAUACUUCAGACUCGUUCGGCGAAAGUCGCCAUUGCGUUGAAGCACCACAAAAGACAAGCGAUGAGCACCAAAAAGACUAUUAUGCGGGUUUGCAUGAUGUGAUGCACAUCGAUCAGCAUCAAUUAGCUGCUAAAAAAGCAUUGAAUCGUAUUGAUGUUCUGGCUCAAUCUCGAAAUGAUCUUUUUGCAGAACGCGAAAAAAAACGUAUAGUUUCUGAAAUGGAGCAACUCCGUGAGUGUACAUUUCAUCCUAACUGCACUAAACCAUCUCGGACCAUCUCAAAAGCGCGUAAUGAUAUUCGGACUGAUUCGGCAUUUCAAUGGCUAACCCUUAGCCCUCGUCAAAAGGUUUUGCGACCGCUGGAUGAGAUGAUGAAUGGAAAUAAGGAAAAUUGCAGUCAAAGUACAAUUCAAAGAUUGCAUUUGGACGGCACUGCGCGCUACGACAUGCGGGAGCAAGCCCGAAAGGCACUUGAAGCUCAAAAAUUCCUGGAAUGUACAUUUAAGCCUAAGAUCAAUCCUACCUCGAAGACGAUGAUUAGUCGAAUCGACUACAAACCUAUUCACCUUCGAGUUUAUGAUCUCCAGCGUGCAAAGGCUGAAUACAUCGAGCAAGUUCGUCAGCAACAAGACCGGAACAAAUACGGGUCAUCAUUGUUCGUUCCAACGAUCAAUUCCAGGAGCAGACAAAUUGCAUUGAACAAAGCUUUCAGGCAGGAUACGAAUGAGAAAUUGAAGCCUCUUCAUGUGACAGAUCGUCUUGCUUUUGACGCCUAUGCGAUAGCACAGAGGAAAAAUGCUACGCAGGAAUACUUUGAUUUGUUAAAUGAGCAGCCCUUCGCACCGCAAAUUAGUGAAACGUCACAGAAGAUUGUUGAGCAGAAGCCCGAGUUUAAGAUGGACUUUGUCGCUCGCCAACACUAUUUUCGCUCGCGUGAUCUAGAAAGGCAAGAAACACUUGAAGGUUUGUGUGAUCGAGACGAUUCUCAGGGAGGAAAGCUGACCUUUAAGCCGGAUAUUGGAAACGCAGACGACGUACUUAGGCGAUUACGGCCUGAUCGAAGCACAGAGAGUAGUCGACAAAAGCUUUAUCGGCUAGCAUAUAAUGAUCAUCGAAAAGCCGAGCUUAAGAGACAGCGCAUUCAGCAGGCACAGCAUGCACAGUACACCUUUAAGCCAGAAAUAAAUCCAAUCUCAAAGGCUUUAGGUAGAUCGUCAACCCUUGAAGAACUCUCGCAUCCUGUUCUUGACAUUAAAUCGCAACUCAUGCCUCCACAUGAACCGCCGACUGCUGGCAAGUCACCGGCAUCCAAAGCUGUAAUGAGGCAGCAUUUCGCCAAUAAACGCUUUCGAUCGCGUAUUGCACUUGAGAUGGAGGAAGCAAGUACAGCUGAAUGCACAUUCCGGCCAAGACUGGUGGCUUCCAAGUAUCGUAUUGGUAGCGCAAGAGCCCUGAAGUUAGAGCCGCGAUCGAAAAAGAUGGAAUGGCAGUCUGGUCAUCUUCUUCACCAAAUUGAAGCGGAGCGCAAGUCAAAAGCUGACGAGAUCGAGGCAAAGAGAAACAUUCAGGAGCUAAAGGAAUUAAAAGAAUGUACGUUUCAGCCAAACUUACGAAAGGUAAGGCCGCGUGGUAAGUCUUCUACGAAGAAAAUACCUCCCUAUUACACUUCCGAAGAGAAGCCAGUGAUUGUUCGUGGCCUUGGGCGCUUUCUUGAGCUACGAGACCUCGCUCGCAAACAGCAUGCAGAUCAGAAAGAGCGAGAGAAAAAGGUGUUUGCCCUAAACACGUCGUAUGAACCGCGUAUUUAUACGGUGCCGAAGCCAUUCAAGCUUUCUAGUACAAAACAAGACAGAAUCCGUCGACGAUUCAAAGUUCGUGAAGAAAUUUACGCCAAAGAGAGGCAAGAAUGCACAUUUCGCCCGGAGACUGUAUCAUCACUAAGUCGACGCAAUAUGAAAAAUAUGCUAGAUUACUAA
Plasmopara halstedii is the source of this 2667-nucleotide messenger RNA. RefSeq lists its product as uncharacterized. Lineage: Eukaryota; Oomycota; Peronosporomycetes; Peronosporales; Peronosporaceae. The coding region runs from base 1 to 2667 and encodes 888 amino acids. The record is from RefSeq and is a predicted model, not a curated record. The transcript has 5 exons.